AUGCUGUUGAUCCAAUUACGUCGGUACAGUUGGAGUGGUCUUUGUGGAGCAAAGAUUCAGAGGGAACUUGGCAUCGGAUUAGUGGUAUACAGUCCUCUUGGACAUGAUUCUUCUCUUCUUGUGCAAAGGUGGUUGAAACUUUGCCUGAAGGAGACUUCCGAAAGUUACAACCAAGAUUCCAACCUGAGAAUCUGGAGCAUAAUAAGAAUUUGUUUGAGAGGUACUACGAAAAUUGAGAAUCUCAAUGAAAACAUCCGAUCAUUGUCUGUAAAACUGACAAAAGAAGACAUGGCUGAGCUCAAAUCUAUUGCUCCAGCUGAUGCAAUGAAGGGUGAUAGAUAUGGAUCUAAAAUUCCUACAUGGAAAAAUGCAGACACUCCUCCUUUGUCUAAUUGGACAGUAGCUGCAUAA
Molecule: messenger RNA, 411 nt
Organism: Fraxinus pennsylvanica
Lineage: Eukaryota; Viridiplantae; Streptophyta; Magnoliopsida; Lamiales; Oleaceae
Source: the annotation of a GenBank genome assembly